UGAGUUAUCAAACGGUUCAACAACCGCCAUUUUUGAAUCAAAUUCCAUGUUCGAAUGUCAAAGAGCCUGAUUUUGCACUGUUUUCCUACAAAAUCAAAUAUUUUAGGACUCCACCAAUGUCAUUGAGAGAAAUCGGAACACUUUAGCUCACCAAUCAGAGAGAUCUAGAGGGUUAAAAUCUUUCUUGAAACCAAAUGGCGGACGAAUAUUCAAUAGAUUCCACCGAAGUCCAAGACUCUUCACGUGUUGCAUCUGUCAGUUUGGAGACAAGAGUUUGUGUGGUUGGCCGGAAGAAUUUUGAAAAUGAAGAGCUAAUGCAAGCAUUAAAGAGCCUGAAACAUAAAGUUACAACAUCAGAAAAUGGCACUGAAAUGCUAUCCAGUGGCGAUGACCAAGUGGAAACUGUGUUUAUCUGUGACCCAUUUGAAGGCGAGGACUUUACAAAAUUACGGAAAGAAGAGCAACGAAUCAUUGGUCCCCCUGUGGUGUUCAAUUGCGCAAGGCAGAACCAGCCCCUCCCUUAUAACUCUAGACCACUCUUUUGCAAUGUUAUGUCUGGUCAUAUAGUCUGCUUUACUGGCUUUAAGAAGAAGGAAGAACUUGGACAUUUGUGCAACCUUGUCCAUCACAUGGGUGGGAGUAUCCGAGGUGAAUUGAGUGGACGGGUAACACAUCUGGUGGCAAGCACAGUACAUGGACACAAAUAUGGAGCUGCCGUCAGCUUAGGAAAGCCUAUAAUGACCUCUGAUUGGAUCAAGGAUUGUUGGGCGCGGCGUAAUGAUAUUGAUCCUGCUGCAGCAGAUGUGGAUAUGGGAAAGUUCCGUAUGGCGCCAUUCCACGGACUUGUGUUGAGUUUCUUUGGUUUCUCUGAUGAUGAAAAACAGCAUAUGGAGGAGUCGACUGAACAGCAAGGUGGUCAGUUUGAGGAGGCCGACAAUGAGAGGUGCACCCAUGUGGUUGUUGAAGAUGGUGUCAAGGAGCUUCCUAGUGGACUGGUGGACGAGAAAAGAUGCUUUGUAGUUAAGCAAGAGUGGUUCUGGGCCAGCAUUCAUAUGGAUGGGUGUGCUGAUGAAACUCUUUACACUUUCACUGCAACGCUUCCAGACAUGAUGGCCCAACAAAGAACUCCAAUCAACUCAGGACGAAAACGCAAACGGCGAAAGCUAAAAGAGUCUGAUCUGAGCGAUCUGUUGUCCCCAGACUCUCCUCUUUUUCGGAACAAGAGGAAGAGCGGGGACUUGCUCUCGGCCUCAGGCUACCUCGACUCACUCGUCUCACCAAACACGCCCAACACAAGGAGCGACACACCCAGCGGGACCAUUAGCCCUCAGGCCACACCCAAACCUGUACCCCCAAAACCUUUGUCUGCGCGACAACAGGUGGUGAUGGAGCUUCUUCAGACGGAGACUAAUUACGUGGGCAUACUUUCCACUAUCCUCAAGGUUUUUAAGGAGCCCUUAGAAACUGAUCCACGUGGCCCUAUCAUACCUCAGGAGGACAUCAAGACCAUAUUUGGAAGUGUCCCGGACAUCCUCGAUGUGCAUACCAAGAUGAUGCACGAGUUGGAGACAAUCUUGGCUAAUUGGACAGAAGACAAGUGCAUAGGAAAUGUCAUCUUAAAACAUGCGGAUGUUCUUGGCAAGGUGUACCCCCCUUUCGUGAACUACUUCGAGAUCAGCAAGGAGACGGUUCUACGCUGUGACAAGGAGAGCCCUAGAUUCCAUGCCUUCCUCAGGGCGUGCCUUAGUAGACCUGAGUGUGGGCGUCAAACACUUGUUGAGCUGUUAAUCAGACCUGUUCAGCGAUUACCCAGCAUGAAUCUUCUGCUGUCAGACAUAAUCAAACGCACAGAUAAGAAGUUUGCAGACAAAGUUGCGUUGGAGAAAGCUGCAGACGCUUUAAAGAACGUCCUGACGCACAUAAAUGAGAACAAGCGCAAAACAGACGGUCAGGUGCAGAUGUUCGAGAUUCUACGCGAUGUUGACGGUUGCCCGGCAUAUGUGCUAUCCUCUCACCGAAGUUAUGUGACCAAGGCUGACACGUUCGAGCUGAGCGAUGGGCUGGUUGGCAAGGGCGAGCCUGUUACAAUCUUCCUUUUCAACGACAGUCUAGAGAUGACAAAACGCCGUGGUCUGAAAAUGAACCUUCCGAUGAAAAGCCCGGCAGCGCGCACACCACAGAAAGCGUACAAGCACGUGUUGUUCAUUCCUCUAGCCCACGUGAAGAGAGUGGUCAACAUCAGGGAUAAUGAAGAUUGCCAGAACUUGUUUGGACUGAUCUACCGCUGCCCCAACGACAUGAAGGAGAAACUCCUGAUGUUCCGCCUUAUCUGCGACGACAUCACCAAGGACGAGUGGCUCCAUAAGCUAACUUCUGGACUGGCCAACGCCACAUGUACUACCGAUAUGGAGAAUUUUGUGACCACAGUAGACCCUCAAGAGCUGAUGUUGAGUAAAAGUGAUUUGUCAACGGGAACCCUCAGCAGAGCAGUGAGGGUUGCUAAGCGAACCACAAGAAAGGUCAGCCGAGCCUUAUCCAUGAACAAAACACCCAGCAAGAAAGCUGGCCUGCUACGACGAUCAUCUUCAAACGUAACACUAAGUCGAGUUCCAUCACAACCUGUGGGCGCCAGUCCACUCGUCACUUCUUCUCGACACAACCAGAACCUACCGAUUGGGGUCCGGGGCCGAGCCUUCAGCGUGUGUGAAGGACUGGAUUCUCCUUUCGUCGACGUUGACAUGAAAGUCCGUCGAUCCAUGUCUAUUAGUGAGGAGGUCUGAACCAAUCAGAGGUCGUAAAUUCUCUACGUUCUCUUGUACUCUUUAAUACAAAGGAUAGCUCGUUACAAACUUGUUGAAUUUAUAUGAAAUUAACGUGUAUAGCACUUGAUGGAGUAGAACAGAGACCCCAGAAUCGCUAUGGGGCUUUGGUUAUGUUAGCACUAUGAAUCAGAUAUAAAAGUAAUAAGGAUACAUUGGUUGUUUAAUCGCUCAAUACGUUUAGUAAGGCUAUUGACAGAUGAAAAUCCCAAAUUGACCAAAUUGCUGAAAAUGGAAAUAGAGUUAGAAGCAUUUUUAAGAUAUAAAACUCAACAUAACACAAACAGCUACAGGUUAUUUUUAUAGACUUCGAAAGAUUUAUAUCAGUAUCAAGUAAAAAGCUUUUUUGUUAUAUGAGUUAAAGGUAUUUAUUUUCUUUGAAUUAUAUUGUGUUUUGUCGAUGAUUUUUUCUUCUGGUGUUUUAGUGAUUUAAUCAAAUGUAUUUAACGUUAAUGAGAUGACAAUCAAUACGAAAGUUUGCAAAAAUACUAGCCUUAUUCAUAUUCUACAGAUAGGAAAGGUAAGAAUAGUACGAAAUUUUUUUUUUCUAUGCAUCUGUUAAUAUUUCUAUUUAGUAAUAAAUAAUUUUAAUCGUUUACUUUCAAUUGCUGCAUCUGUCCGAGGCCCAAUUUAAAGCGAUGCCGAUCAAAUUUGUGACCGCACAAACAUUCGUACAGUAAAUGGUGUUACACGAAACCGUGCGAGUUUUUCACUCAGCUCACAUGGUUCUCGUAUAGCUGUCUCUUUUUUAACCCAGCAAGAGGGGUCCCGUGUAAACGGAACGCGUAACCGUACGAAGUUCUGAGCGGGCGAAAAUUCGACCGGUACCGUGUAAAAACGGCCUGACCUUAGCUACCAUUGGCUCAAUUGGUGGUACGUGAUUUAGAGCCCAUUGGUGCGUGUCGUGAGCUCUCAACCAAUAAGAGGAAUUAAAGAGCAAGUAGGAAGAAACUAAAUAAAGAUGCAUUGUUGCAGCGGAAGCUUGAUGUGAUUACAUGACAUGGAAUAAAAUCCCCAAGAAAAUUUACUUUUCCGUUCUCGUUAACCAAAAGCUUAAUCGUAAUACAGAGAUUGUCGUCAUAUCGAGGUUCCGCUGUGUCCGCCUUUCACUGUCUUAUUUGUAAAUAAUUUAAAGAUAUGAAUGUAGAUUAAAAACGACUUCGAUUUGUA
Molecule: messenger RNA, 3989 nt
Organism: Nematostella vectensis (starlet sea anemone)
Lineage: Eukaryota; Metazoa; Cnidaria; Anthozoa; Actiniaria; Edwardsiidae
Product: protein ECT2
Exons: 22
Coding region: 195-2780 (861 amino acids)
Biological process (GO): intracellular signal transduction; activation of GTPase activity; regulation of cytokinesis, actomyosin contractile ring assembly
Cellular component (GO): nucleus; cell cortex
Molecular function (GO): guanyl-nucleotide exchange factor activity; GTPase activator activity
Source: RefSeq, a predicted model, not a curated record